Messenger RNA from Cricetulus griseus (Chinese hamster), 8521 nucleotides. The record is from RefSeq and is a predicted model, not a curated record. NCBI's taxonomy places the organism in Eukaryota, Metazoa, Chordata, Mammalia, Rodentia, Cricetidae.
UGUCCGGCACCAACAGCCCCGAGGCUGUGAAGAAGCUACUGGAGAAUAUGCAGAGCGACUUGCGGGCCUUGUCACUAGAAUGCAAGAAGAAAUUCCCACCUGUCAAGGAGGCUGCUGAAUCUGGAAUAAUAAAAGUUAAAACAAUAGCUGCAAGAAACACCGAAAUUUUGGCAGCCCUGAAGGAGAACAGCUCAGAAGUCGUGCAGCCUUUCCUGAUGGGGUGUGGGACCAAGGAGCCGAAGAUUACUCAGCUGUGUCUGGCCGCCAUUCAGAGACUGAUGUCACAUGAGGUGGUGUCUGAGACUGCUGCUGGAAACAUAAUUAACAUGCUUUGGCAGCUAAUGGAGAACAGCCUAGAAGAACUUAAGCUGCUACAAACAGUACUUGUUCUCUUAACAACCAACACAGUAGUUCAUGACGAGGCACUUUCUAAGGCAAUUGUUCUUUGUUUUCGACUCCACUUCACAAAGGACAAUAUUACAAAUAAUACAGCUGCUGCUACAGUACGGCAGGUCGUCACUGUCGUCUUCGAGAGGAUGGUGGCUGAAGAUGAGCGACACAAAGACAUAGAGCCUCCAGUGCUGAUCCAAGGAAACAGUAACCGAAGGUCUGUCAGCACCCUGAAGCCUUGUGCUAAAGAUGCAUAUAUGCUUUUCCAGGACCUCUGUCAGUUGGUCAACGCCGACGCCCCCUACUGGCUAGUAGGCAUGACAGAAAUGACUCGGACUUUUGGCCUUGAGCUGCUGGAGUCUGUCCUCAAUGACUUUCCUCAGGUCUUUCUACAACAUCAGGAAUUCAGUUUCCUCCUCAAAGAAAGGGUGUGCCCUCUUGUGAUCAAGCUCUUUUCUCCAAACAUAAAAUUCAGACAAGGUUCCAGCACUUCAUCUUCUCCUGCACCAGUGGAAAAACCAUACUUUCCCAUCUGCAUGCGUUUGCUGAGAGUGGUGUCUGUUCUGAUCAAGCAGUUCUAUAGUCUCUUGGUAACCGAGUGUGAAAUAUUUCUGUCACUUCUGGUGAAGUUUCUGGAUGCAGAUAAGCCACAGUGGCUUCGAGCUGUUGCAGUGGAAUCGAUACACAGGCUGUGUGUGCAGCCUCAGUUAUUAAGGUCAUUUUGUCAGUCGUAUGACAUGAAGCAGCAUUCCACCAAGGUUUUCCGAGACAUUGUGAAUGCACUGGGGUCCUUUAUCCAGUCUUUGUUUCUCGUUCCUCCUACUGGAAACCCUGCCGCAGCCAAUCAAGCUGGAAACAAUAAUGCUGGUGGCCCAGUCUCAGCACCAGCCAGCUCAGGAAUGGUGGGGAUUGGUGGAGGUGUUACUCUGCUACCAGCAUUUGAAUACAGAGGAACUUGGAUACCUAUCCUGACUAUUACAGUUCAAGGCAGUGCAAAAGCCACCUACCUAGAGAUGCUGGACAAGGUUGAACCCCCAACUAUACCAGAGGGCUAUGCCAUGUCUGUGGCAUUCCACUGUCUAUUGGAUCUUGUCCGUGGAAUCACCACCAUGAUAGAAGGAGAGUUAGGAGAGGUUGAAACAGAGUGUCCUACUGUCACUGAAGGAGCAAACUCACAGUCAUCAGAGCAGCACGACGAGCAGUCAGUGUCGGACCAGGCAGAUAAGGAGACAGUUAGUAGAGCCGUUUGGGAAGAGAUGGUGAGUGCUUGCUGGUGUGGUCUUCUUGCUGCGCUCUCACUCCUUCUUGAUGCCAGCACAGAUGAGGCUGCCACUGAGAAUAUUUUAAAGGCUGAAUUGACUAUGGCUGCUCUGUGUGGAAGACUGGGCCUUGUAACGUCAAGGGAUGCCUUCAUCACCGCAAUCUGCAAAGGGUCCUUGCCUCCACAUUAUGCGCUGACCGUGCUCAACGCCACCACUGCAGCUACACUUUCCAAUAAAUCAUAUUCUAUCCAGGGCCACAGUGUAAUGAUGAUAAGUCCGUCCAGUGAAUCCCACCAGCAAGUUGUGGCAGUGGGUCAGCCCCUGGCAGUCCAGCCUCAAGGAACAGUAAUGCUGACUUCCAAAAACAUCCAGUGCAUGAGGACACUACUUAACUUGGCUCACUGUCACGGUGCUGUUCUUGGAACAUCAUGGCAACUCGUGCUGGCAACUCUGCAGCAUCUUGUGUGGAUUCUGGGACUAAAGCCGAGUGGUGGUGGUGCCUUGAAGCCGGGAAGAGCUGUAGAAGGACCCAGUACAGUUCUAACAACAGCAGUGAUGACAGAUUUGCCAGUGAUUUCCAACAUACUUUCAAGACUCUUUGAAAGUUCACAGUAUCUUGAUGACGUAUCUUUGCAUCAUUUAAUAAAUGCACUUUGUUCCUUAUCUCUAGAAGCAAUGGAUAUGGCCUAUGGAAAUAAUAAGGAACCAUCUCUUUUUGCUGUUGCCAAACUAUUAGAAACUGGUCUGGUUAAUAUGCACAGAAUAGAAAUUUUAUGGAGACCUCUAACUGGCCAUCUACUUGAGGUGUGCCAGCAUCCAAAUUCUCGAAUGAGGGAAUGGGGAGCAGAAGCCCUGACGUCCCUCAUUAAAGCUGGGCUGACAUUUAACCAUGAGCCGCCGCUCUCCCAAAACCAGAGACUGCAGCUGCUUUUGUUGAACCCAUUAAAGGAGAUGUCCAGUAUUAACCACCCAGAUAUUCGACUCAAGCAAUUAGAAUGUGUGUUGCAGAUUCUGCAGAGCCAGGGGGACAGUCUUGGGCCUGGGUGGCCAUUAGUUCUUGGAGUCAUGGGAGCAAUCAGAAAUGAUCAAGGAGAAUCACUGAUAAGAACUGCCUUCCAGUGUCUUCAGUUGGUUGUAACAGAUUUUCUACCAACAAUGCCAUGUUCUUGCCUACAGAUAGUUGUAGAUGUUGCAGGGAGCUUUGGGCUUCAUAACCAGGAACUUAAUAUUAGUCUAACCUCCAUAGGCUUGCUGUGGAAUAUUUCAGAUUAUUUUUUCCAAAGAGGGGAAACUAUCGAAAAAGAGUUAAAUAAAGAAGAGGCAGCCCAGCAGAAGCAGGCAGAAGAAAAAGGAGUGUCUCUAAAUCGGCCAUUCCACCCUGCACCACCGUUUGAUUGCUUGUGGCUGUGUCUUUAUGCAAAACUGGGUGAACUUUGUGUGGACCCUCGCCCUGCUGUGAGGAAGAGUGCGGGGCAGACACUGUUUUCUACAAUUGGUGCACAUGGGACCCUACUACAGCAUUCAACCUGGCACACGGUCAUCUGGAAGGUACUCUUUCAUCUACUGGAUCGAGUUCGAGAGUCUUCUACAACUGCAGACAAAGAGAAGAUUGAAUCCGGGGGUGGAAAUAUUUUAAUUCAUCACUCAAGAGACACAGCGGAGAAACAGUGGGCUGAAACAUGGGUCUUGACAUUGGCUGGAGUGGCAAGAAUCUUCAAUACCAGGCGAUACUUGCUGCAGCCAUUAGGAGACUUUUCAAGAGCUUGGGAUGUUCUUCUUGACCACAUUCAGUCAGCUGCACUCAGCAAAAACAAUGAAGUGUCCCUGGCUGCUCUGAAGAGCUUCCAGGAAAUCUUACAGAUUGUGUCCCCCGUCAGAGACUCGGAGAAGCCUGAGACACCGCCUGUGGUUAAUGUGCCUGUGCCUGUCCUUAUGGGAAGCAUUUCAGGCCCAGGCCUCAGCAGGCCGUUUGUAAGAACAGAUUCCAUUGGAGACAAGCUUGGUAGAUACAGUUCUGAGCCGCCCAUAGUGACUGAUGAGCUUGAAGAUUUGAGCCUCUGGUGGGCUGCCUGGAAUGCCUGGUAUAGAAUUGGUUCUGAAAGCACAAAGCCACCUAUUACUUUUGAUAAGCUAACCUUUAUUCCUAGCCAGCCUUUUCUCACAGCUUUAAUUCAGAUUUUCCCAGCUCUCUACCAGCACAUAAAAGCUGGCUUCAACAUGGAUGACUUACACAAGUUGGGAGUCAUAUUGCACAGUGCUGUUUCGGUCCCGAUAAGUUCAGAUGCAUCCCCCUUCAUCCUUCCAUCUUAUACUGAAGCAGUUCUAACAAGUUUACAGGAAGCUGUACUCACAGCUUUAGAUGUUCUCCAAAAGGCCAUCUGUGUGGGACCAGAAAACAUGCAGAUAAUGUACCCAGCUAUAUUUGACCAGUUACUGGCAUUUGUCGAGUUCUCGUGUAAACCUCCACAGUAUGGACAGCUGGAAACAAAGCACAUUGCAAAUGCAAAAUAUAAUCAGAUCCAACUAUUUGCACCGGCGGAAUGGGUAGCCCUGAACUAUGUACCAUUUGCUGAAAGAUCUUUGGAAGUAGUUGUGGAUUUGUACCAAAAAACAGCUUGUCAUAAAGCAGUGGUGAAUGAGAAAGUCCUCCAGAACAUUAUUAAGACUCUCAGGGUUCCUCUCAGUUUGAAGUAUUCCUGCCCUUCUGAAAGCACAUGGAAACUGGCGGUAGCAUCUCUCCUCAAAGUCCUUUCCAUCGGGCUGCCUGUUGCCCGACAGCAUGCUUCUUCUGGGAAAUUUGACAGCAUGUGGCCAGAAUUAGCCAGCACUCUUGAAGACUUCCUCUUUACUAAAAGCAUACCUCCAGAUAAUCUUUCUAUUCAAGAAUUUCAAAGAAAUGAAAGUAUUGAUGUUGAAGUGGUCCAGCUUAUCAGUGCAGAGAUACUCCCAUACGCCAAUCUUAUCCCUAGAGCCUUUGUGGGCCAGAUGAUGACCAUGCUCAACAGGGGCUCCAUACACUCCCAGUCCUCCUCAUUCACAGAAGCAGAGAUUGACAUCCGUUUGAGAGAAGAAUUUUCUAAAAUGUGUUUUGAAACGUUGCUGCAGUUUUCCUUCAGUAACAAAGUCACCACACCCCAAGAAGGCUACAUCUCACGAAUGGCGCUGUCUGUGCUCUUAAAGAGGUCUCAGGAUGUCCUGCAUCGCUACAUAGAGGAUGAAAGGCUAAGUGGAAAGUGCCCUCUGCCAAGGCAACAAGUAACAGAAAUCAUAUUUGUUUUAAAAGCAGUCAGUACUCUCAUUGAUUCACUUAAGAAAACUCAGCCUGAGAAUGUUGAUGGAAAUACCUGGGCACAGGUAAUUGCCUUAUAUCCGACUUUGGUAGAAUGUAUCACGUGCUCAUCCUCAGAAGUCUGUUGUGCUCUUAAGGAGGCACUGGUUCCCUUUAAGGAUUUCAUGCAGCCACCAGCAUCCAAAGUUCAAAACGGAGAGUCGUGACCAGCUAGUCAUGCAGACAGAAGAAGACUGCAUCCCAAGUCCUUUAUGGAAGGACGCUCCUUACUGAAGUCAUUCUCGGCAGCUCUUGUUUGCCUUCUUUAAAUUAAAGUGUAAUUACCUGGGUUCAGUAAUUCAUAUAGAAGCAUACAUGUCAACCAAGGCUCCUGGAGGAAUCAGAGCCUUGUAAUGGUGAUAGCAAUGGGAGGGAUAGUGAGCUCGACAUCAUACCUGCUACCAUAUCUUCAGUUGGUGAUUUACAAGUGAGCUUAUGUACAGUGUGUGGUGUGUCUGUCAAUGAUGUGCUUUUUAAAAAGCAAGAAGAGAUUUCCAUUCAGAUUUUUAAGGCUGGUGUUUUGCACCCUUUUUCAAGUACAGAAUUGUACUAAAGUUUUAUGCAAGGUGGUACUGUAACAUUCCAUAUUAUCUACAGCCAGCCUUUGUGAACACAAAGGGAACUGAUAUACUGUGUGUAUAAUAAAUGGUACAGUUCUGUAUAAAAUAGUUGCAUUUAUUUAAAAUUUUAAAAUAUUGAUGUUAAAUGCUUGAAGCUGUAUUUAUUAUUAAUACAAAAUUGUUUGCUUACAUUUUUACUUCUGAUUUGCCUUCUUAUGGGGCAGAUAAGCUUAUUGUGUAACCACACAGUUAGCUCAUGCUUUUUACGUCCGUUGUUAGUGUCCAGAGGAUCAUGGGAAGAAGCAGGUGUUAGGAUCUGCUGACUUUGCACCUUGGAAACACAGGUUGUAACGUAAUAUGCUGAGAUACAUUGUAGCACGAUGACCCAAAUCAUACCUCAUUUCUUUAAGCCUCUCUAAGCUGUCAUGUGUCCGUUUUUUGUAUUUGCUGUCUGAAUUUUAAAGACUUUUCAUAUUUUAUAUUUCUGCUGACUUUUCCUAUGACAUUUGUCACUGUCUUUGAAUGAUUAAGGCAAGAUGACUUGAGAUUUCAUGAAACUUUGCCUGUGAGGUCUUGUUCAUUUCUGCGUUUCCCUUUCUGAAUUCUUUUUAAGAAGAAACAGCACUGGGCUAACACACAGUAUAAACCAGGUGGCACGGGCAAGUGUUAACCCACAGUGAUAAAACGCAUGUCAAGGGCAAGUGAUCCAGCAGAGGCAGCCAGUAUUUCCAGUGCAGCGAGCUUACUGUGGUAGAGUGAGGCACUCCUGCUGUGACAGAGUACAUGACCUGUCUCGAUGUACUUUUUGUUUAAUUACACUGUUGUAAUAUUUCUUCCAAGUUAAAAUUUUAUUUCACAGAUGCUGAAAACAUGAAAAAUGACGAAAACAUUGCUAUUAAUAAGAAAUGAUAAUGGGGCUGAUAUUUUAGUGUACUAGGAAGCUUUUGACUUUAACAAGAUUUAUAAAUUUUGGGCUCUCCAGAAUAAUCAUAAAACUAUAAAGAGACAUUUAAGUUGAGUAAUCAGUGUUAUGCAAUUUUGAGGCUAUUUUAAUUAUGUAAUGAUUUAAUUUGCACUAUAUCAUGUAUACGUAUGGUAAGGCCUAUUUUGAAGAAUAUUAUUUUUAUUCACAUGAACCAAUGAAUUUCUAUUUUAUUAUUUCGUCUAAGGUUAAGGUAAAACAUGGCAUUUCAUAGACUGUGCUAUCAGUGUUUUCUUAAAGGUGUAAAAAAAAAUGACUCAAGCCGUGUAUUUUUUAUAUUUUGAUAUAUUUACUUGUGGAUUUAAACAUAGGGAUAUCACGGAUAAAGUAUCAAAAUAACAAGGGUGACAUUUUCAAAAUAUUGCCAUGAGUUUAUAUAAAGUGUGUCCUCAUAGCAGAUCAAUUGCAAUCUGAAUGAUUAAUCUCCGAUGAAGGUUAUCUGUAAGUCAGGGUCUUCAGCAUACAGUCAUGAACUUGAACUAAUACAUUAUUAGCUUCAAUGCCAAUGUCAUACUGUAUGGGUCAAAACACAUUACUGUACAUUGACACUCAACACAUUUUUAAUGACAGUCCCAAUGUCAAGCAAGUGGGACACUCCCUCAGUGGACUAAUUGACAGGCUUCUCCCCCAGAUUCUCUGAACUCCAAAGGAGGCACUACUGUUAUGAAUGCCUCUGGGCCACACAUUCUUCUCAGCUACAUUUUCUGAUAUGUGCUGGUCCCGGACAAUGAUCAAGACACUGUCCUUGCUCUGCAAGUCACUACAAGAACUGGGCUUCUUGGAGUUACUAGAGUCAAACCAUGAAGCACUAGGUUCAGUCUCCAUCACUGCCCCCCCUCCCUAACCAACCCCAGUGCCAUGAGUUUUAAAUCUCAGAGUUUUUACCACCGACCAUCUCUAUUAGAGACUGCUGAAUGAAGGCUGUGCCAACAACGGGAUGAUCAUAGAGGUUUUAAUGUAAUUGUUUACUUGCAUAGAUCACCUUUUGGAUUCUAGUAAUGCAACCACUACUAAGGAAGAAAGGGCAAUUUUGUGGUCUUAUUUCUUUAUGAUUAACUUUAAAAGUUUUGUUAGUUUUACUAUAUGCAUUUUAUAUAACAUUUAUUAAAAGACUUAUGUGCCAAGAAAAAAAAUUGUUAAGUCUGACUAAAAAGGAAAUGCUUUUAACUUAUCUUUUUAACAUUUAUGUUGUCACCUGUUUCCCCCAAUAUGGUUUUUGAGUGAACACCUGCUGCAUUCUUUAAAGUUAUAAAGAACAUCAGAAGAAAACAGUGUACAAUUUAGUUUGUUAUCCUAGUGAAUAACAUUCACUUUAAGUAGCAGCCAAUAACAAUCAUUUGUCUUUUCUUUUACAAUAUUAAGAAUGUUGUGUUUGUUGUCAAUUUGGUACCAACUAGUCCUAUGUAAGUGUCUGGUCAAUGGUUAGCUAAGAAACCGAGAGUAGAUAAGCAUACACUAUUGAAAGGUGCUGGAAAACAUCAGAAAUGCAUCCGUUUAACGAAUUGCUUGUGACUGUCAUGUCAAGAAAAGGCGCUGUUGUGUACACUUCUCAAAUGUAGAUAAUCCAUGUGGCUAAGUGCCACUAAAGAGGAGGACACUUUCAGGAAAUACCUGCCUGUGAUCUCCAAUGAACGUAACUGGAAAUCAAGACCCAAAAUAGAUUGGUGCCUGGGUUCAGGUUACUGUGGGUUAUAGAUUUCUCUAGAAAACUACCACAGAGAUAGACAAGAAUGGUCUCUUGAAAAGCACUACUAAUAGCCUAGAAUGCCCCCACUUAGUAGAUUUGGCAUUUUGAAGAUACCCUGAAUUGUCAAAAGUAUUACAAUUUGCAGUGCUUAGGGCUACAAGGCUGUUUUUAUUAGACUGAAUGUUCUUUUUAAAAAUUAUCUGUGAGCAGCACAGGCAUUACAUGGCAUGUUGUAUGACUGACUUACAUAUAGUGGAUGAAUAGUUUUAAUACUUCAUGGUCAUUUGAAUUAAAAUUUUGUAUGUCUGGAGA